This is a messenger RNA of Folsomia candida, 658 nucleotides long. RefSeq lists its product as uncharacterized. The record is from RefSeq and is a predicted model, not a curated record. The transcript is spliced from 2 exons. The coding region runs from base 122 to 553 and encodes 143 amino acids. NCBI's taxonomy places the organism in Eukaryota, Metazoa, Arthropoda, Collembola, Entomobryomorpha, Isotomidae.
UGAGGUUAUUUGUGAGGAAACAAGAGUCGUCCCCAUCCACCCUUUUCAAGGAACUUUGUGCAGUUCGAACGGGAAGUGGUUAGUUCGCAACAUUCUUCAAAAAGUGUGCGUGGACACGUUUAUGCCCCCAGAAGCUCUCACGUAUUUUGAAGAAGAUGAACUCGCCAUCAUCAUCAAAGCAGUGGAAGAGUUGAAGAACUCGUUGGUUAUUGGGGACCGUGAACUAGUCUUUAUAGACGAAGCAGAAGAAGGCGACCGACCACUGGGCGACCCGAUUCUCAGGGCAAAGAUUGAAGAAGGGACUUCCAAAAUUUGCAAAUUGGAGGAAGACCUGCAUCAGGCCUCGCUUCGUGAAGAAAAGUUGCUCAAGGAGAACGACAAAUUGAGGUCUCAGUUGGAGGAUGAGAAACAAGCUCACAAUGAGACAAAAAAAAUGUUGGUGGCGAUGAAGCGAGAACGAGCUUUGUUGCUGCGUGCAAAUUCUGAAAAGAGGAAUGAGAACCGUGUUCCCCUCUCAAACGCCACCAACUCACCGGUCAAGAGGAAGAAAUGACAUAAUCUUUCUUGAACUUAUCAUUUUUUUUUGUGAUCAAUCAUUAGACAUAAAUAACCUUGUUAUAAUUAAACUAUGGUAAAUAAUAAUAACCUGCGCUUUGAA